AUGGAGAUUUUGCCAAAACGUAGAUAUCGUUUAAUUAUGGAUUUCAAGGCGAACUUUCCGGAGAAACUGUAUGAUGUUUGCAAUGAUGGUGCACUGGUCCACUGGAAUCCGAAUGGAUCUCUUUCCGUAGACGACGAGGAUGAAUUUGAAGCUAAAGUCAUGAUUUGGUAUCCUGGGUUUCUACAGAUUCCGUCAUUCCUGAAUUUCAAGCGGCUGUUCCGUGAGUACGGGUUUGAACGGGAUAUUAACCAAAACGGUAUCAUUGAGUGGUCACAUCCUUGGUUCGUGCGUGGAAGGCGGGAAAUGGUCAACAAUAUCAAAACAAGGCGUAAGUCCUUCCAGUGCCCGACGCCCAAUCAAGAAAACGAGGGAUUAUUCGGACCAGCAGUAGUUAUACCCACGGAGGGAAAGAGGAGGUACUCUACACGUAGAAGAAGAAAAACACCAAAGAUGGGUCACUCAAACGAGUCUCUGAUUUCGUACGGGGCUCCAGAUUUUGGCGGCGGUGGCGAUACACGUGCGAUGUUGUCGUCAGAGGGAAAAUCUUUCGUAGUGAAGCCACCACAAGCUAUAUACAUCGAGGAUGGCACGCCUGUGAAAAACCAACGCAUGAUGAUGCCACACCAGCACGUCGGCGACCAGCUGGUCAACGUGAAUCAGAACGCCAAAGUUGAGCGCGACAUCCGCGGUAUAAUGAAUAACUUCGCCAAGAAUGAGUUCACGUUGGAGGAAUAUAAUGAGUAUAUCACAAAGAAGCGCAGACUGGAAGAACAGAUGAAGACGGACAAAGAUGACACCACUGAUGCCAAAGAUAAGCAGUUUUGGUGGUUAUAUGAAAACAAGGCCGAUGGAAAUGUUCCCAACCAAGAUGCCGCUCCCAUAGUAAAGCAGCUCGUAUCCGGCCAUAAUGGCUCCAACCAGGGUGCCAUGCCGUGUGGGUUCUGUAAGUGCUGCAGUGCCAUCAGUAACUAUGUUAAUGUUUUCGGGGAGAUCCCUGAAAACAUUCAGGUGAUUGAUUACCUGGAAGAUGAGGUCAUUCCAAAUCAGGAGGUCACCGUGUCCACGGACCCAGCAACGCAUGACGUCGAAGUGGAAGUGCCCGCAAACAUCGACUUAAAUAACAAUGGUUAUAAUAUUGACCAUACUCUGAUAAAAGAAAGCCAAGCUACCACUGAGGUGAGAUAA
Messenger RNA from Mya arenaria, 1185 nucleotides. RefSeq lists its product as uncharacterized. NCBI's taxonomy places the organism in Eukaryota, Metazoa, Mollusca, Bivalvia, Myida, Myidae. Gene Ontology annotation, biological process: regulation of DNA-templated transcription. The transcript has 2 exons. Gene Ontology annotation, molecular function: sequence-specific DNA binding; DNA-binding transcription factor activity. The record is from RefSeq and is a predicted model, not a curated record. The coding region runs from base 1 to 1185 and encodes 394 amino acids.